AUGUCGACAUUGCUUAAUAAAAGGCGAGGAUAUAAACUGUAUCAUAUCAUAUCAUGUGUAUCAGAGGUAUCAAACUUGAUCAACGUGUUAGCUCAGUCAGCAGGAGUGCCAUGCUUCGAGCUGCUUUUACGCGAUUGCAUGGCUGCAUGGUUCGAAACUCAAAAACAAUCGUACGCAUGUGAUACGGUACCUAUGGAUUCCAGCCAAGUAUUCGAUUACCACAGAUAUCUCAUGGUCCUUUUACGUAAAGGUUGGGAGAAUGGUCAAUCAGAGCGACCCUUGACAGAAGUUAUUUUGAAGUUCUAA
This is a messenger RNA of Helobdella robusta, 306 nucleotides long. RefSeq lists its product as hypothetical. The record is from RefSeq and is a predicted model, not a curated record. The transcript has 3 exons. NCBI's taxonomy places the organism in Eukaryota, Metazoa, Annelida, Clitellata, Rhynchobdellida, Glossiphoniidae. Bases 1 to 306 code for a protein of 101 amino acids.